Messenger RNA from Sinocyclocheilus rhinocerous, 764 nucleotides. Its product is annotated as intestinal mucin-like protein. Lineage: Eukaryota; Metazoa; Chordata; Actinopteri; Cypriniformes; Cyprinidae. The record is from RefSeq and is a predicted model, not a curated record. Gene Ontology annotation, cellular component: extracellular matrix. The transcript is spliced from 7 exons. Bases 1 to 750 code for a protein of 249 amino acids. Gene Ontology annotation, molecular function: protein binding.
AUGGAAGUCUGUGUCCAUAAUACCACAGUGUAUCAGCCUGGCUCAUCUAUACCAAGCGAUGACCCUUGUACGUUUUGUCAGUGUGGUUGGAACGUAGAUCCUGAAACAAAUCUUCUUGCUCCAGAGUGUGUGAUAGCUGACUGCAACGAUAACUGUCCAGAGGGUCACGAGUACCAACUCAUUCCUGGUCAGUGCUGUGGAGAGUGUGUUAGCACCGAUUGUGUGGUUAUGCAUGACAACAUCACAGUUACCGUUUUAGUUGACCAGAUAUGGCAACCAUCUAAUGACAAAUGUGUGAAAUACAAGUGUGAGAGAGUCAACGGUAACUCGGUGACAGUUGAGAUUAAGACCACUUGCCCUGCCUUCAAUCCUGAGAAUUGUAUCCCUGGAACAGAGACAAUAGAUGCAGAUGGCUGCUGUCAAACCUGUACACUGGACAACAAAUGUAAUGUCCAGAAGAACAGCACCUUCAUGGACAGUAAUGGCUGUAUAAGCAGCACACCUGUGGAAAUAAGCUCUUGCUCAGGCUUGUGUGAGACCUCAUCAAUAUACUCUGCAGAAGCGAACGCUCUUGUGCACUCGUGCUCGUGCUGUCAAGAAAUGACAACCACCAAGAAGGAAGCGACCCUGACUUGCCCUGAUGGGUCAAAUAUCAGCCACACUUACAUUUACAUUGAGUCUUGUGGCUGCAAGGCCUCCGAUUGCUCUGGUCAAUCGACUUCCUUAAGGAGACGCCGGAGGAGAUUGUGAACCUGCGUUCUUAA